AAAGGCAGAAACCCUCGGCAGUAAUAACAAUAGCAGGGAGCCAUGCCACCUGCCACAGGAGGUCCUGUUGGAUACACCCCUCCAGAAGGAGGCUGGGGUUGGGCCGUGGUGGCUGGUGCCUUCAUCUCCAUCGGCUUCUCCUACGCCUUCCCAAAGUCCAUCACCGUGUUCUUCAAGGAGAUUGAGGUCAUCUUCAAUGCCACCAGCAGCCAGGUCUCCUGGAUCUCUUCAAUCAUGCUGGCCGUAAUGUACGCUGGAGGUCCGAUUAGCAGCAUCAUGGUAAACAAAUACGGCAGUCGGCCAAUCAUGAUAGUCGGGGGCUGUCUCUCAGGAACGGGGCUGGUUGCGGCCUCGUUCUGUAACAGCGUGGAAGGCCUGUACUUCUGUAUUGGAGUUAUUGGAGGUUUGGGUUUAGCCUUUAACCUGAACCCUGCUCUGACAAUGAUCGGUAAGUACUUCUACAAGAGGCGGCCCAUUGCUAACGGCAUUGCCAUGGCGGGAAGUCCCGUGUUCCUCUCCACCCUGGCUCCUCUCAACAGCUGGCUCUAUGACCAGUUUGGCUGGAGGGGAAGCUUUCUCAUCCUGGGCGGCGCCCUGCUAAAUUGCUGCGUGGCCGGGUCCCUCAUGAGACCCAUCGGCCCAAAGCCUCAGGCUCUCGCCAAGUCAGAGGAAGCCAAGGCAGAUGGAGGACCAGUGAAGCCCCAGGAGAAGAAGACAAUCAUGCAGACCAUCAACAGCUUCAUCGACCUGACGCUGUUCACGCAUCGUGGUUUCCUCCUUUACCUUCUGGGCAACGUCAUCAUGUUCUUUGGCCUCUUUGCGCCUCUGGUCUUUCUCAGCAACUACGCCAAGAGCAAGGACAUCCAGAAAGACAGGGCGGCUUUCCUGCUGUCCAUCUUGGCCUUCACCGACAUGAUUGCGCGGCCGUCCAUGGGCCUGGUCGCUAACACGCGCUGGAUCAGGCCUCGGGUGCAGUACUUCUUCGCCGCCUCCGUGUUGUACAACGGUGUGUGCCACCUGUUGGCACCGCUGUCGGUGGACUACCUUGGCUUUUCCAUUUACGCGGUGUUCUUUGGCGUGGCCUUUGGCUGGCUGAGCGCCGUGCUCUUUGAGACGCUCAUGGACCUGGUCGGAGCACAGAGGUUCUCCAGCGCCGUCGGCUUGGUCACCAUUGUGGAGUGUGGUCCCGUGUUGCUCGGUCCGCCGUUGCUAGGCAGGCUAAAUGAUGUCUACGGUGACUACAAGUACACUUAUCAGGGCUGCGGGAUCGUUCUGGUAGUGGCUAGCAUCUUCCUCUUUGUUGGGAUGGGGAUCAACUACAGGUUUUUGGACAAAGAGAAGAAAGAAGAGGAGAGGAAUGCCAAAUUAGAGGGCAAGGAUGAGGAGACGAAUAUAGACAAUGCCACCAAAGAGAGAGAAAAGGAGGCUGAGAACGACGUGUCCACUCCUCUCACUCAGGCGGACGUGGCUAAAAUGGACGAGGAUGCUGUAUAAC
Molecule: messenger RNA, 1495 nt
Organism: Chanos chanos (milkfish)
Lineage: Eukaryota; Metazoa; Chordata; Actinopteri; Gonorynchiformes; Chanidae
Gene: slc16a1b
Product: solute carrier family 16 member 1b
Exons: 4
Coding region: 43-1494 (483 amino acids)
Biological process (GO): plasma membrane lactate transport
Cellular component (GO): basolateral plasma membrane
Molecular function (GO): lactate:proton symporter activity
Source: RefSeq, a predicted model, not a curated record